AUGUCUGAUUACUUUUCCUUGGAUGUUCCAAAGAAUCCCGAUCCUUUGCUGACUCCAUCUCAGAUUCUGGAUCAACCUUUGAUCACAGCUAGUGAUUUAAUCACUAGCUGUGAAGAAAAUGAAAUUCACGCCGGACAAGGCCCUACUCAACAAGACAAUAAUGACCAUCCUCAAAACCAGUAUGAUCCAAAUGAGAGAAGAAGUAGCGUUCCAAAUGUACGUUAUAAUCCAUUGAUGUACGGUGCCGAUAGCUCGUUACCAAAUUUAAGUGAAGGAGGGAAUUCUUAUCAACAGCAUGCAAGAAACUCUUCCUUACCACAAAGCACCUUUAACUAUUCGUUAAACAAUGGCUCAAGUACAUUAACUCCUCAGUUUAAUGCGGACAUGAAUUUGAAUUCAACAGAGCCUUCGCUUUUUAAAGAUUUAGCAACCGAGUCUAUGUCGCUGAAUACGUCAGCUUUGAUUGAUAAAAUGAAUUACACAAACAACGCAGUUUCGAAGGAAAAUAAAGAUUAUAUUUUGCCAAGAUCUCAUAGAAGUUCUCCUUUUUAUACCACUGUUCCAAUCCCAAAACCAGUUAAAAUAUCUGAAAACGAUUCCGUAUCAGGAUCUGAAGGUUAUGCAGAAGAUGAAAUUUAUGAUGAGAGUAAUCAUUUCGUUAAAGAAUAUCCAACGGUUUUACUAGCCGAUAGAUUUUAUAAAUGGGGAAAAAUUUUGAAGGCUCUUUGCUUCUAUUUGAAAGAGGUUGCUUAUUCUCAAGAAGAAUUUGCAAGAAUCAAUACACAAUUAAAAGAUUCUGUCAAAUUUAAAUUCUUAACUGAUUUAGAUGAGACAACAAACUCAUUCGUCGAUCCUUUAACCACUAAACAAUUGACUAAGAAACAACAACCAAUCACGUUAGCCGAACAGAAAAAAUUAAAGAACCCAAAUGCAAAGGCUGUAGAAUAUGUUGAAGUUCCUGGAUCAGCCUCUGCUGCUACAGGUUCAAGUGCUGCCCUGAUUAACCAUGAUUUUAAUUCUGCCUUAGCUGCUUCAGGGUUCAUGAAGUUUGGUUCAGGAUCUGUCCAAGAUUUGCAGAUAAUCCUGAAAAAAUAUCAUUUAUCUCAAGCUAGUCAACAAUACAAAAUUUCUAAAGAAAUCACUACCAAUAUCAUUCCAAAAUUACUUGACUUGAGAAAGGAUCUUAAAAUUAAAGUUAGAGAUAUCAAACAACUGCAUGACAAUUUUAAAACUAAUAUCAGUGACCAUAUCACAAUUACAUCUCAGUUAUUACAUAAGUACAUUGCCGCUUGCAAAGUUGUUCAAAGCCCAAAAUAUAAUACAAGGGUUCAAAAAAUUAAACCAAAACAUGAUCCAUUUUUGUUGAAGUUACAGUUGGAUUUACAAUUAAAAAGACAGUUAAAAGAAGAAAACUAUCUAAGAGAAGCUUUUAUCAACAUACAAACAGCAGGUUUAAAGCUUAGAAAAAUAGUUUAUUCUAAAAUCCAAGACACACUACAGUCAUAUUCUAUUUUGAUUGGUUCAGAGGCUCAAUUAAUGCUAAAAAACCUUUGUCAAGAAUUACACACUGGUAUUUGUUCUAACCCUCCUGCAGUUGAAUGGGAUCAAUUCGUUGCAUGCCAUACAAAGGGUUUGAUGAAUUGGAGUUCAGUUGAUCCAAUCCCUUCCGAAAGACAAGUUAGUGACAUCGAUUACCCUAGAAGAAAAUCACCAUUAGGUAAAUGUGUCAAAUCUGGGUACUUGAAAUUCAAAAAAGACGAUUUGAAGGUAUCAGAUGGUUAUUUUGUUCUUACAGCCAAUUUUUUACACGAAUUUAAGAGUAGUAAUUUAUACAAAAGUGGAAACCAUUCAACAACGACAUCUCUCCAGAGUCAAAAAAAUACAAAAGCUGCCACUCCUAAGUCAAGCAAGAGUAGUAAAAAUAAAGCCCAAACUGGAAAUUUACCUAAUGCAAUUCCAACAACUAGUAAGAAAAAGACAUUAAGUCCAAAUUUUAGUAUUCCAUUAGAUUUAUGUACUCUUGUGGAAAGUACUGAUAGGAAAUUAGUAUUGCGUGCUCCUUCAAUUGUUCCAGAAACCGUUGAAGUUGCAACACAUGCAUCCGAGAAGACUCAUAUUCUACCUAGCGAUAUUCAUCUUGAGCAUGGUAAAAUUUCAGGUAACUUUGCUCCUCAUAUAUCUAAAGAUAAAAAGUCAGGAAAAGCUAGUGGAUUUGCUAAAUUUUUGAGGGGUCCUACUCAUCAUAAGAAUAAAAGCUCCAGCUCAUCUAAGACACAACAACAACAAGCUAAAGUUGCCGCUCAACAUGCUGCUAAUGUUUCUCUAGAACCUAGAUUAUGGACAUUUACUCUUGAAGAAGAUGUUCCAACAGCUCAGGAUCUUAAGUAUUUCCGGAAAUGGGUAACUGACAUUAAACGUUUGUUAUCAUUUAAAAAUGUCGCCGAAAGAGCUGAAUUUAUUGAAGAAUGUUCCAUUAAGAAUAGGGCAGGUUUACCUCAUCCAAUGUUGUCGAGAAGUUCAUCUACGGGUUUCGUGCAUAGUAAUUCAUCUUCAAUUCCUGAUUUUAAUGAUCCAUCAAAGGCAUAUAUCAAUUCAGUAACUCAAAGCUCCUUGAACAUUCCUGAUUCUAGAAAUGCAUCCAGUGGUCAUGUUGAUAAUUCAUUUUUAAUGUCGCCGAUGUUAGACGAUAAAGGUAACUUAAUCAGUCCCAAUAGGCCAUCUUCUAUCAUUCAAUCUAUCCAGAACGCUAGUAUAUCAAGUAGAGUUCCACAACAAUUUCAGUUAGAUUCUUCCGUUUUGAAGACAAAGAGAAGUACUCCAAAUUUUUCAUCGGUUACACCUAAUAGACAACCCUCUGACGACAGUAAUGGUGGUUACUUUGCGCUUCCUUUAUCUCACCAAAGAUCCAUCUCAAAUCCUACUUCACCACCCUAUCUAGAGAGGCUAGAAAAAAAGAUUUCAGGAGCAUCAAGUAUAUCUAAUAUGAAUGUUAGUUCAAACUCAUCUGCUAUUAUACCUAAUUUUAAAAGUAUCAAUAGUAACUCAGUUCCUGUCAGUGCGGAAAGUGGAAACGAAGAUGUAAAUAGGAUCCCAGCCAUGAAGGUGAAUGAUCAACAUGUUCCAUUGCAUCCUCCUAAUUUUCAAAGAAGUACAAGUGCUUCUAGUCUUCCAACUUCUAAAGCAACUGGAGAAAAUGAACCCUCAUCAACUGGGUUGUAUAAGAAUAGCAAUACCAGUGGACAUAGUUUGAGUGCAAUUCCUAGCGCUGCUGCUACCAGCAGAGUUGCAAAUACACGAAAACACAAAAAGAAUGUUUCCUUCAGUUCUUUAAGCAGUUUGAAAUUCUCAAAGAGAUCUUCAACAGCUUUAGGACCUUUUUAUAAUGAACAAAUGAUGCAUAACGGUAUAGAAGAGCACGAUGACGAUGAUGCAGAUCAUAUUCCACAUACAGGUAAAACAGUUAAACUAUCUCAAUCUUUGUAUUCGUAA
This is a messenger RNA of Tetrapisispora phaffii CBS 4417, 3489 nucleotides long. RefSeq lists its product as uncharacterized. Lineage: Eukaryota; Fungi; Ascomycota; Saccharomycetes; Saccharomycetales; Saccharomycetaceae. The transcript has a single exon. The record is from RefSeq and is a predicted model, not a curated record. Bases 1 to 3489 code for a protein of 1162 amino acids.